UGUGCUCUGCUCCUCCAAGCCUUCUCUCCUCUCAGUACAAUGAAGGUCUCUGUGGCUGGCCUCUCUAUCCUCAUGGUCAUGGCAUUCAGCUCUCUGAUAUCCUCUGCACCAAUGGGCUCUGACCCUCCCACCUCCUGCUGCUUCUCCUAUGUCAACCAACAGAUCCACAGAAAAUUUGUGACAGACUAUUAUGAGACCAGCAGCCUGUGUUCCCAGCCAGCUGUGGUGUUCCAGACCAAAAGAGGCCGGCAGGUGUGUGCCAACCCCAGUGAUGCCUGGGUUCAGAGCUAUGUGGAAGACCUGGAGCUGAACUGAGGGGCUCAGGGCCCUUGGAUGAUGACUCUUAAAGGGAAAUGGACCAAGUGGAGGAAUUCCACAGUCAGAUGCAAUAUCCCCAAAUCUAGCCUUCUGGAGAUCCCCUCUCCCCCUAUAAUUUAUUCUUCUCUGUGAGACUUAUUUAUGUAACUUAUUUGGUGGCAUCUUUGGGUACUCGUUCUUGCUGUUUUCACUUCAGUAAGUCAAUUGUUCCCCAUGGGGACCUCUAUUAGCAGCCUGACCUCUCUUCCUAAGAGUCAUUUGGGUCACCUGCUGGAUUCCAUGAAUGUAACACAAAGAUUUCAGAAUAAAAUGUUUUAAAACCAUA
This is a messenger RNA of Trichosurus vulpecula (common brushtail), 643 nucleotides long. RefSeq names its product C-C motif chemokine 4-like. Gene Ontology annotation, molecular function: chemokine activity; CCR chemokine receptor binding. Gene Ontology annotation, biological process: cellular response to interleukin-1; immune response; monocyte chemotaxis. The coding region runs from base 40 to 315 and encodes 91 amino acids. NCBI's taxonomy places the organism in Eukaryota, Metazoa, Chordata, Mammalia, Diprotodontia, Phalangeridae. The record is from RefSeq and is a predicted model, not a curated record. Gene Ontology annotation, cellular component: extracellular region. The transcript is spliced from 3 exons.